Trifolium pratense (red clover) is the source of this 3123-nucleotide messenger RNA. RefSeq names its product probable receptor-like protein kinase At5g24010. The coding region runs from base 321 to 2858 and encodes 845 amino acids. Gene Ontology annotation, molecular function: ATP binding; transmembrane receptor protein tyrosine kinase activity. Gene Ontology annotation, cellular component: plasma membrane; plasmodesma. The transcript has a single exon. NCBI's taxonomy places the organism in Eukaryota, Viridiplantae, Streptophyta, Magnoliopsida, Fabales, Fabaceae. The record is from RefSeq and is a predicted model, not a curated record. Gene Ontology annotation, biological process: protein autophosphorylation.
UAAUAUUUAUCACCAACCAGAAUCUAGUAGAACUAAUUCUAGAUGCAUCAAAAUAGAACACACAUGUCAUGUUAAGCAAUCAAAAACUUUGUUUUCAAACAUUACCACUAAAAGUCCAAAACAAUGAAAUUAUUGUCAAUAAUCUAUUUGACUUGUACCAUCACCAAACCAAAUUCAUGUUCAUGUACUGUUUCUUUUCUUCUCUCUUUAUUACUCUUUCACUGCAAAAAAAACUUCAGUUUCUAACUUACACUUCAGUUUCUACAUAUUCUUCAUGUGAAUUCUAAACUCCAAAAAAAUCAUAAUUUUUUUUUUCUUCCAUGGAUACUAAAAAUCUGAUUCUACAUUUCAUUUUUCUCAUUUUCAUUCCCUUUUCAUUCUCUUCUUUCAUUCCUAUAGAUAACUAUCUUCUCAACUGUGGAUCAAAUACCAAUUCUACCCUUUUCAAUAGGCUUUUCAUUGGUGAUGAUGAUAAAACCAACAAAGAUUCAAUUUUUCUCUCUUUAGACAAAUCAAUUUCCUUAACCAACCAAAACCCAUCUCCAAAUUUGCCUACUUUGUAUCAAUCUGCAAGAAUUUUCACCAAAAUGGGAAGUUACAGAUUCAUGUUGAAGCAAAAUGGUACCUUCUUUGUUCGUUUUCAUUUCUUUACUUUUAAGGCUCAAGGCUUUGAUUUAAAAGAUGCAAACUUUAGUGUCAUGGUUGGUGGAAAAUUGGUUAUGAGUAAUUUCAAUGUCAAUUUCAAGCAUAGUAAUGAUAGUACUAAUGAUGCAAUUAUUAAAGAGUUUAUUUUGAAAGUGGAGUCAAAUUUACUUGAAAUUGUGUUUAGACCUGUUAAUGAUUCUGGUUUUGGUUUUGGUUUUGUUAAUGGUAUUGAAGUGUUUUCUGCUCCUGAAGAUUUUGUUGUAGAUUAUGGUACUAGGUUUGUUGGUCCUUUUGGUGUUAAGGAAUACAAGAACCUUUCUUACAAUGUUUUAGAAACUAUUCAUAGGAUUAAUGUUGGAGGUAUGACAUUAACUCCUUUUAAUGAUACCCUUUGGAGGACUUGGAUUCCUGAUAAGGAUUUUCUGAUUUUUAAGGAAGCAGCUAAGACUGUAGUGAGCACUCACACACCAGAUUAUCAGAAAGGAGGUGCGACUCGAGAGAUCGCGCCUGAUAGUGUUUAUAUGACAGCUCAGGAGAUGAAUAGGGAUAAUCAAUCCAUUUUAGCUUCACAAUUUAACAUAACAUGGAACUUUACGGUAGCUUCUGGUGGUGUUAGAGUUCGACAUUUGGUUCGGUUGCAUUUCUGUGAUAUUGUUAGUCCUGCUCUUAAUUUGCUUUACUUUGAUGUGUAUAUCAAUGGAUAUUCUGCAUAUAAGGAUGUUGAUUUGUCGUCUCUUACUUUCCAUAUGCUUGGAUCUCCGCUUUAUGUGGAUUUUGUUGUUGAUUCUGAUGAUUCGGGUGUUAUUCAAAUAAGUGUUGGACCUUCUGAUCUUAGUAGUUCAAUGAGGAAGAAUGCGAUACUUAAUGGCGCAGAGAUAAUGAAGCUUGUGAAUGUUAAUGAUUCAGAUUCAAUUGUUGCUCCUAGGAAAAAAAGGUUGGUGUUGGUGUUGGUUGGUUCGAUUUUUGGAGGAAUUGUUGUUUUACUUUUAGUCGUAGCUGUUUUUGUAGUUUGUUGGAGAUGCAGAAAGAAGAAACCGAAACUAAGGUCAGUUGAAAGUGUAGGAUGGACGCCGUUACGCGUGUUUGGAGGAAGUUCGCUUAGUAGAAUGUCUUAUCCGUCUCCCAGUUCUUACGGACAUUUCAGUUUGAAAAUCGCUUUUGCUGAUAUACAAUUAGCAACUAACAAUUUCGAUGAAAGUCUAAUUAUAGGAUCUGGUGGAUUCGGUAUGGUUUACAAAGGAGUUCUAAGAGACGGUGUGAAGGUUGCUGUCAAGAGAGGCAUGCCAGGAUCAAGACAAGGCCUUCCAGAAUUCCAAAGCGAAAUAACAAUUUUAUCCAAAAUUCGACAUCGCCAUCUUGUUUCGCUAGUUGGAUUUUGCGAAGAAAAUUCAGAAAUGAUACUUGUCUAUGAGUAUGUCGAGAAAGGUCCACUCAAAGAUCUUUUGUAUGGUUCAGAAGGACUUCAACCUUUGUCGUGGAAGCAGCGUCUCGAGAUAUGCAUCGGUGCAGCUCGAGGUCUACACUAUCUUCACACCGGUUUUUCUCAAGGAAUCAUCCACCGUGACAUUAAAUCUACCAACAUUUUGCUCGAUGAAAAUUAUGUUGCUAAGGUUGCUGAUUUCGGUCUUUCAAGAUCCGGACCUUGUAUCAAUGAAACUCAUGUGAGUACCAAUGUGAAAGGUAGUUUUGGUUAUCUUGAUCCGGAGUAUUUUCGAAGACAACAACUUACGGAUAAAUCAGAUGUUUAUUCGUUCGGCGUUGUUCUUUUUGAGGUUCUUUGUGUUAGACCAGCUGUUGAUCCACGACUCGAUAGGGAACAAGUAAAUUUAGCAGAAUGGGCUCUUCAAUGGCAAAGGAAAGGUAUGUUAGAGCAUAUUAUUGAUCCUUAUCUUGUCGGUAAGAUCAAAGUAAGCUCAUUGAAGAAAUUUGGUGAAACCGCGGAAAAAUGUUUGGCGGAAGACAGCGUUGAUAGGCCGUCUAUGGGUGAUGUGUUAUGGAAUUUGGAAUAUUCACUUCAGCUUCAAGAACGUGAUCAAGAAGUGAAUGUCACAUAUGAUGAUAGCAUUGAUAAUGCAGAAUUGAAUGUUACAUCUUCCAUAAUUCCUAGGAAUCCUCCUAACAGCAUGAGAAUAGAGGGAGAUUAUGAUAACAAUUACUCUAAUGUAAGUGCUACCAAAUUUUUUUCACAACUAAUGACUAGUGAUGGUAGAUAGAGAUAGAUAUGAACUCUCUUAGACUCUGUUUGAAUAUUAUAAAAUGAGCGGAAUAAAAGAGUUUUCAAACAAUUUUUUGAGUAUUUUAUGAUGGAAAGGAACAAUAAUGAGUACUAACAUGUACUUAUGGAAUGCAGUGAUAGGCAAGGACAUUGUUUGGAUAAUCUUUUUUUUCUUUUUCUUUCUUGUUGUGUGAAAUUUAAGAAAUGCUAUAAAAUUAUCAAAGUGUAACUUUAUCUAAUGUAGUUGCUUUUUAUUUACUCAA